Messenger RNA from Culex quinquefasciatus (southern house mosquito), 4989 nucleotides. Its product is annotated as folliculin-interacting protein 1. NCBI's taxonomy places the organism in Eukaryota, Metazoa, Arthropoda, Insecta, Diptera, Culicidae. Gene Ontology annotation, cellular component: cytoplasm. The transcript has 6 exons. The record is from RefSeq and is a predicted model, not a curated record. The coding region runs from base 809 to 4564 and encodes 1251 amino acids. Gene Ontology annotation, molecular function: ATPase inhibitor activity; protein-folding chaperone binding.
CAUUGAGUUGUUUUAUAAAAAUAUUAAACCAGACCAGACGUUAUUCAAACCAAAAUUAUACAAAGACAAAUAAAUGCAAUUUUCCAGAGAACAGGAGUACACCUCAAGUCAGCAGCUGAGCUGUGUUUAUUUUGCAAAAAAAAGAAAAAGCUAUGGGGAAGGCGGGUGGACCUGGUGCUCAAAUGACCAUCAACCACCGCGAGUGUCUUCGUUGUUCGCGCAAGUGAGCUUAAUUCGCCAGAAUAAUUUCACACGGCGUAGCGGUAGCAGGUCAUUCCCAAGAGUCCGACGAGAGGACACCAGAGAGAGAGAGUCGUUAUUGCUCACCCCAAAAUCCUGAAUUCAGUCUAGACCUAGCACUGAGCGUUGUCGGUCGCUGCUGGUGGUGCGCUGGCCGCAGCAAAAACGUGGGACCUAACAAAGGAAGACACGUUGACUAGAAGAGUUAGAACAAGUGACGCCAAUUGAAAGAGUGCUCAAGUGCGAUUGGACGCGUGACUUAACCAUAUCAGAAAGCAAGCAAGCAAAAGAAACAGAAGAAGCAAUCAAAGGUUGUGUAAUGAUAGAGAAAGUGUUCACCCAAAUGUCCGAUCAAUAGACGCGCGGGGGGUUAAACUAUACUAGUUGUAGCGGCGUGCAGUGAAGUGACUAAGAUAGUAAAAGAGAAAGAGAUGUCUUCUGCUGCUCUGCCAGGAAGCAGCAAGUGAAGCAUGCCGUUGGUGAGGAGAAACAAUACAACCAACAGAUACAGAUACCAGAAGCAACAGGAGACAAGCAGUUCGGACUUGAUUGUUGCCUGUGGAAUAUAAUGGCAUUAUUCAAUAAGUUGUUUUCAACUGGCAAAAAACGCAGCACAAGUUCAUCGGCGCAAAAGUGUACAGCAGGACAGUUUCCGUUCACCACCGAUCAGAUUCGUGUGAUCCUGUUCCGCGAGUGUGACAUUCGAGGCCGUAAGCUACUGUUUGACUCAAAUGCCGUUGAAAGAAUUCCCGACGGACCAUCGGCGGGUAGUGCGGCAGCGACGGCCCACGCGGCCUCUGCAUCGGUCCACCACAAAUCGAUACCGCAGGCACAAAAGUGCGAUCACUGCAAGAUCCUGUAUCAGCACAACACAAAUCCAAAGAAUGACAUCAAACCGUUGUCGGAGAUGAUAUUCGGUUCCGCACCGAUCGCGUUUCAGGGCAGUAGCUUGAAGGUGCACUGGUUGAAGAUGCCAAAGACUAUAAUGUGCUCGCACGUGUUUCCGACGCCAGUGCGGAACACGGCUAGCUCGAGCAGUAGCAACAAAAAGGUAUCCCUCGCAAACUAUCUGGGAUCGGAGCUGUCGGGAGGUGGUGGUCAUGGCGUAUCGUUCUACGAUCGGCAUCCUUCUGUCAGCGAUCUCAGCUCGAUGGAUACCAACUCGUUGAGGUCAUUCACCGUGACGUCGUCAACGUCGACGCAGCACGACAUUUCCUACAACAGCCGACAGAGACCACCACUUCCACUUGAGUUUGGUCAUCUUGACCGGCUGACCGAUCCCAGACUGUCGACCAACAGCGGCAUGGACUCGGGCUACGGUGGAACCGACCCGUGGGCGUACUCCUCCAGUGGAUCGCGUCACCCCCUCUCAUCUCAUCGGAGUAGUCUCGCGUCCAUUUGUAGUGACUACGAGUGUUUCCGUAGACUCAGCACAGAUACCAGUAUUGACAUACCUCAGGUUGUGAACUGCGCCAGUUUAGACGACUGCAGCCAGUACGGAAGUUUCCAUCGACGAGUGUCGAAAAACUUGACCACUUCGUUCGAAAAUCGACUGACCCUAGCAGACCAUAUUGGUCACGUAGACGAUCUGAGUAGUACCGGAGGGACGGCCAGCAGUCAGGUGACCGCCAGUGAUGGUUGUGUCGGAAACCGGAACCGAAGAAACAGUGAAACUGUUGAAAUGAACCGGCGCAAAGCGUUCAGCGGGGAGCUGCUGUCAACGGCAACAAACUACCAGGGUCGACCACCGAGCAAGAAGGCACGCCUCGGAAUCGCACUCUGCAUCCAGCUCAACGAAUCGACGGCGCAUGAAAUGGAAGCCUUCUGUUCGGAACACAUGAGCAUAUUCGAGACGAUGCUGUGCCGGCUCAGAGUCGCCGCCGAGAACGCGUGCCACCGGUGGCAGCAGUUUCUACAGAUCAUGCUUGCGGCCUGGCACUCGACGCAGCAGUGGCUGGUGGACUUCUUCACCGCUCCCCGGCUGGUCAACCCGGUGUGGAUUACGCUCAGCAGUGGGGUCUACUCGAACGCGAGUGCAAACUGGAACCGAACGUGCCUCACGAUCGCCAACGACUUCAUGAACGAUCUGUGCUCGCUGCUGUCGCUGGCCGACACAAAGGACACCAAUUUGUUUAUCAGUACGCUGUUGACGGCUGUUCUGACGCACCAUUUGGGAUGGGUAAGCACCAUUGCACCGAUCAGUGGGCCAACGGACGGGACGGACGCUAGCGGUUGUAGUAUACAGCGCGAAAAGGACAAGAUAUCGAAAAUAACGGCCAACCAUCCGUAUAAUGUGUUGUGGGCACAGCUUGGCGACCUGUACGGUGCCGUAGGACAUCCGGUCAAACUGUCGAAAACCAUCAUCUGCGGCAGUCCUCAGAUGAGCAACACCAUCGAGAAGAUCCUGAACGUGCUGUCGUACUUUAUACGAUGCAGUGAGAUCAAACGAACGGUCCACGUGGAGGCGUUUGAAGAGAGCAAAGUGAAGGAAGCCUUUGCGGCGCAACGGAUCAUCAACAGUGCCAGUUCGCCGGCCUAUCUUUCCGAGCAGCAGGGAACCAGCAAGGACAAGUUUCCCAAAAUGGCACGAACCGCGUCCGGUAUGGUGCGCUCGGGGACAAUCAUGAAAGAUCUAACGGCAAUGGAGAAAGAUUCAAAGUCGGCGGAAAGUGAGCAGCUUUCGAUGCUAAAGAAGAACGUGAUGAACGAUAUCCCAAAUGUGCUGGUUUACCGGGACUCGAGAUUCGUGCAGCAGGAGCUUCGAAUCGGUAACAAGAGCAUGGACACCGAGCUGCUGAUGAAUGCGCGGGAGAAACAGUUCCUGGAGAUGAUUUAUCAUAUUAAGAAGGGGAACAACGGUCCACCGAUACGGAUGACGCUGACGCAACCAGAUGAAACCGGUCAAGAAGCGAUUGAACUGGACGGAACCGAUACAGACGAUGUCGAAUCCGUACGACUGUCCAAGUUGAUAACGGAAACCAAUAUCGGAGACGGGGAACACGGCCAGCGGCUGUUUUGGGGGAUCGAGCGGAUAAGGAAUGAACUUCCUAUGGAUCAGUUAAAGUACAUUGACGGACUACGGGGUGACUACGACAUGCUUAGGCAAAGUAAACCUAAGGAGGAUGUGGUUUUUGUACUCGGUGACAAUGAAAAGUUGGUCAACAUUAGACAUGCAGGCGAUGCUAAAUCUUCGGACCUGGGAGCGGUUGGCGGAAAGAAGCCGUGCUCGCACAGCAGACUUCGCAGACAUUCCGUCAUCUUCAACUUCGAUCGGUACCCCAAAGUGGUCGAAAACUAUUGGAAAAGUCAACAUCUUGACAUGACCGAGCACGGGUUCCAUGAGAAAGCCAUGAAACUGGACAUGGCCGUCAAGAUGAGCCUGGAUGGAGAAUCGUCCAUUUCGGAUCCCAGCGAAGAAGAGUGUGACGUUUGCCGAAACGCUUCUUUUCUCUAUCUGCAGACACCUACGAAUGCUUCCGAGCUGGAAUUUUCGUACGACCUCCAUGAAGGCUCGAGCAUAAGUUCUUUUCACAAUUCCGCUAGCAAGUCCAGCUUGGAAGAAGAGCUACGCAAAUAUCCCGGUGUCCAACCCAACGACAACAUUCCAAAAGUUCAUGCAACUGCAAUGGCCACGCUCGAGGAACAUCCGGCGGAACUGAAAGCUAAACAUCCGGACAGUAUUUUGAAGCUGAUGGAUAUCCCAAUGUCGAAGGCGAUCAGUGCGGCAAGUUUAAACGAUGAAAACAAUAACGACAAGACUGAAAAGCGAGCAUCUCCGAGGGCCGGCUUCAUGCCGUCGCUGUUUUCCCGCGUCUCCGACCACUACAUCCCGGACAUGAUACUGCAAGGUACCACCGCUCAACCCGCCAAGUGGGAGAAAGCUUUAAAGAAGGACCUCAGCUUCGCAUCGCGCUUCUCUCUCAUGGAGCAGUACCCGGUGGAAAACCUGGCAGUCGUCGCCAACCUGGAAACGCACGACGUUCGACUGAUAACCUCCCACGCAUCAUCUCUGGCACCAAUCAGCCCAGACGGAGAUCUGGUUGGAAUGUCCCAGCUAGUUUCGUCCAUGCUGGAGACCGUCCACGCGAUGUGGAGCUCGGGAAUGUCCGCGUUCCAGUGCAUGGCGUUCAUGGAGUCCAAGCUACGGGAACUCUACCUGCAUUCGGAAACGAUCGCCAGCUUUUUGCUGGCGACCGAUUUUUGUACGAUCGGAUCCAUCACUUCAGCCCUGGACAUUACUGCCAACGAUAUGCCGCUGUUGCUGUCCGUUGCUUCCAUACACGCUCCGGAGGUUACCAAGCGAUACGGAAUACAGUUUCGAUAAAGAACGCUACUUAGAGGAGAAAUGCCCCAAGAAUGUGAUAUUAGUUUAAUAAGACUUGAGAGCAAUAGAACGCUUCAGAAAGAGAUCUGUAAACGGUUAAUAGUGAAUUAAGUGCAACAACACGUAAUGACUUGUUCUCGAAUUAGCGAGAGUUUGCUGUGCAUGCUCUCUUCUGCGGUUAGUUAGAGAUAUUAUUCAGAAUUUGUGUCUUUUUGGGAUGCCUUUUCAUGAAAACAGUAUGAGGUAGAUAUUAUUUGUAUUGUAACUUAAUUUGAUGAUAGGUAAAUCUUAAAACAAUUAGUAUUAUUAAUUCGUAUUGUGCAGUUACGAAACGCCAAAAAUUGUAAGCUGAGAGGUAACACACUCACCCGCUGAACAAAUACAAAAGCAAGUGUUGCAAUGUUUGCAAAUAACGAAGAAGUCAA